GGCCCCGCCCCUUUCCCCUCCCCUUCCCACGGUAGACAUGGCGGCUUCCUGGGCGCCUUUCGCUGCAACGGUAACUAGCUUCCUCUUUACCCGCGGGAAGAGUGGACUGGCCCGAAGCCGAGUCGCCUGGAAAGCAGCAGCAACUGAACAGCGAAAGGCAGUUGGGAACCAGCUAUUAAGGUUAAUACAUACCACCAGCACAACACAGAAGAAAAAUGUUGCAACCUCAGGACGUGAAGAAUAUACAGUGGCUUUUAUUAAAAAACAGAUUGAAGAAUUCAACAUAGGAAAAAGACAUUUAGCCAACAUGAUGGGAGAGGAUCCAGAAACUUUUACCCAAGAGGAUAUUGAUAGAGCUAUUGCCUAUCUCUUCCCAAGUGGCUUAUUUGAAAAAAGGGCCAGGCCAAUUAUGAAGCAUCCUGAUGACAUUUUCCCAAAGCGUAGAGCAAGCCAAUGGGGAGAAGAUGGCCGUCCAUUUCACUUUCUAUUUUAUACUGGCAAGCCAGCAUAUUACUCAUUAAUGCACGAAGUGUAUGGAAUGAUAUUAGAUCUAGACAAACACUCAGAUCACCUGAGAGCCAAAGGUCUAUUGCCUCAAAAAAAUAAACAAGACCUGAUUGGCAGCAGAUGGCUGAUUAAGGAGGAACUAGAAGAAAUGUUAGUGGAAAAACUGUCAGAUCAAGAUCAUAUGCGGUUCAUUCAACAGCUCGAAAGAUUGUUGACACUGCCAUGUGGUAGCACUGAAGAAGAAUACAUACACAAGUUUCGUCGAACUAUACCUGUGCAGUCUAAAAAAAAACUGAUUGAGCCUCUACAAUAUGACGAACGAGGAAUGGCCCACAGCAGCGGGGAAGGCAAAAGAAAAACUGCACAAGCGAAAGUAAUAGUUUAUGAACAUGGAAGUGGAAGAAUAAAAGUGAAUGGAAUAGAUUAUUUGCUUUACUUUCCAGUAACACAGGACAGAGAACAACUGAUGUUCCCAUUCCAGUUCCUCGACCGACUUGGAAAGCAUGACAUGGACUGCACAGUCUCAGGUGGAGGGAGAUCUGCCCAAGCAGGAGCAGUUCGUUUAGCUACUGCAAAUGCAUUAUGUAGUUUUGUCUCUGAAAAUGAAGUAGAAUGGAUGAGACAAGCUGGUCUGCUGACUCCUGAUCCUCGUGUCAAAGAACGGAAGAAACCAGGCCAAGAGGGAGCUCGAAGGAAAUUCACCUGGAAGAAACGCUAAGUCUUAUUCAGAGAAAAGGAUUGACUCUGCUGGGCAGCACUUUUCUUUUUUGAUCUGUGUAGUUUAUUUUCAAACUAUAUGAUGUCAAUAUAUACAACUAUGUAUGUCAAUUAUACACAAACACACAUAUUACUA
This is a messenger RNA of Vombatus ursinus (common wombat), 1360 nucleotides long. Its product is annotated as 28S ribosomal protein S9, mitochondrial-like. Bases 38 to 1225 code for a protein of 395 amino acids. Gene Ontology annotation, cellular component: mitochondrial small ribosomal subunit; ribosome. Gene Ontology annotation, biological process: translation. Lineage: Eukaryota; Metazoa; Chordata; Mammalia; Diprotodontia; Vombatidae. The record is from RefSeq and is a predicted model, not a curated record. The transcript has 11 exons. Gene Ontology annotation, molecular function: structural constituent of ribosome; RNA binding.